This is a messenger RNA of Arachis stenosperma, 694 nucleotides long. RefSeq names its product transcription factor WER-like. Gene Ontology annotation, molecular function: transcription cis-regulatory region binding. The coding region runs from base 1 to 570 and encodes 189 amino acids. Gene Ontology annotation, cellular component: nucleus. The record is from RefSeq and is a predicted model, not a curated record. Gene Ontology annotation, biological process: cell differentiation. Lineage: Eukaryota; Viridiplantae; Streptophyta; Magnoliopsida; Fabales; Fabaceae. The transcript has 2 exons.
AUGGAAGGAAAUGGAUCAACUAAGAAAACAUAUAAUAGAGGGGCGUGGACACCGGAGGAAGAUCAAAAGCUAGCUCAAUGCAUAGAGGUUCAUGGACCCAAGAGGUGGAAGACCGUUGCAACCAAAUCAGGUCUAAACAGAUGUGGAAAGAGUUGCCGCUUGAGAUGGUUGAACUACCUUAGACCUAAUAUCAAGAGAGGCAACAUUUCAGAUGAAGAAGAGGAUUUGAUCAUAAGGCUUCACAAGUUGCUAGGAAACAGGUGGUCGUUGAUAGCAAAGAGGCUUCCAGGACGAACAGACAAUGAAAUCAAGAACUACUGGAAUUCAUGUUUGUGCAAGAAGGUUAAUCCCAAAGAUCUAAAACCCCACACUAGUUCAACUAUGCCACAAGAAACUCGUGCUGAUGAGGGAAUAUCAUCAGCACUAGAAAGUGGAGGAAGUGGGCACAUGGAAAUGAAGUUUGAUUUCAAUGAAUUUUUCGACUUUUCAAUUGACGAAGGAGCAUAUGCAUUGGAUUGGGUGAACAAGUUUCUGGAGCUUGAUGUAAUCCCAGAGAGUUCAACCGAGUAAUAUUUUGUACUUGUGUUCUAUUUUGUUCUGUAUGUCUCAAUAAGUUUUUACUUAUCGUCCAUCUAAUGCUAUUGUUGUUACUAUUCUAGGUGUAUAUUUCAAUGAUAAUGUCUUGGCAUGAAGA